Molecule: messenger RNA, 1628 nt
Organism: Physcomitrium patens
Lineage: Eukaryota; Viridiplantae; Streptophyta; Bryopsida; Funariales; Funariaceae
Molecular function (GO): translation initiation factor activity; zinc ion binding
Source: RefSeq, a predicted model, not a curated record
ACUGGACGCGGGGGCUGCGUGCGAGGCUGGGCCGCGCAGGAGGGGAGUGUUGUUUCAUUUUCCGCCAACUUCUUCUUUUUGGCUGAUUGAUGAUGAUGCUGUUGUUGUUGAUGUUGUUGAUGUUGUUGUGGGUCGGCGAGGAGAGAGGGCAUUACGCUGUAUAGUGGCCUUUGUGUCGCCAAGUUUCUGGGUCCUGCUGCUUCUUUUACCGGAUUUUAAGCGAGGAAUUUUUUCUGACGCAGCAGCGCGAGUGUUGGGGCCGUGUUCCGGAUCGCGCAUGAUGAGUUACACGGAGGAAGAUACCGCGGGGAGGCCCAAGCUUAGUCUCCAACCCCGUGGAUCUGCUUCCGACACUGCUUCACCUUCCCCAGCCAAGUCAAGCCGACCUAAUCCCUUCGGUGCAGCAAGGCCAAGAGAACAAGUUAUUGCAGAAAGGACAGGAAAGAAGGAACAAGAGGUCUUGAAGGAACAAGCUGCCAAGGAAUGGAAGAAAAAUAUUGUUUUGACUGAACAACAGCGUGAGGACAAGAAGGCUGCUGAAGCCGAACUGGCUUUUGCUAGAAGUGAGCUUGACAAAGAGGUGGAUCCAACAAAGUCUAAAGCACUCCGAGAGGAGGUUAACCUAAUGGAAAAGAAACUUGACGAGCUACUGGUGUCUUUUGAGAAAAUUGCCGUGCAAACUGCUCAAUCUGGAGGGUUAAGACGUCCUCGGCGUGAGGAAGAGCGAGCCCCUGCUGCUGUCGCGCCUGUCUACGGUGGUGGUGAGGCCGAAGGCUACUCAAAUUUUAGUCGGGGUCGUGAACGCGAUGGAGGACGAGGAAGCUCAUAUGGUGAUGCUUGGGGCGGUGCUAAGGGUGGCAACAAGGGAGAACAAGGAUGCUAUCACUGUGGAGAGGUUGGACAUUUCCAACGCGAAUGCCCCAACGGAGGUGGCAGUCGUGGAGGUGCAGGAGGGUAUGGUGGCAACUUUGGGGGUGGUGGCGGUGGUGGCAGAGGCGGGGGUGGCCGUCCAUGUUACACAUGUGGCCAAGAAGGUCAUUUCGCCCGGGAGUGUCCUCAAGGUGCCAAUGUUGGAGGAGGAUACGGUUCCCGUGGUGGCGGCAGCUACGGUGGGUCUUACGGUGGUGGUGGAUAUGGAGGAGGCUAUGGUGGAGGCAGCAGUUAUGAGGAUAAUGCUCAGUAUGCUUACCAAGGCAGCAGCUAUGGCGCAGGAGGAUAUGAUGACCGUGGUUACUCAUCUGGUGGACGCAGCGGAAGUUACAACCCUAACUGGUAGUUUAGAAUGUGAAUAGCAGUAGGGAGUUCCAGCCACUGUUUGCAUAAAGCUUUUUCUAGAGUGUUGAGGUAAUGUGUAGCUGAGAGUUCUUCGACUGUUGUGGACAUAUUUUGACUGCAUCUGCAUUUGUAAGACUGCUAUUAGUAGAAGCGUUGGUGUACAAAAUAGUGGUAAUGAUUCAAGACACCAUCAGUUUCUUUAUAGCAAUUUUGUAAGCGAGUUUUCGCAACCGAUCAUGAUUUUUGUGCAUGUUAAAUUGCACGAAUAGCAUGUGGUUGUUUGGCCAGAUGGAUGUUUUCAAUGAAGGGAUUUUAUACGACUGUACCCUGAACGUUUUUGGUACAAUUUUAUA